CAUACAAGCACUUGUUAGUCGUUGGCCGCGAUAAAAACGUAACUUUAAAUCCGAGCAAUCUGAUUUAUUACAAGGAUAAUAUCAAGAUUUACUCUGGGGUCAGACUUUUAUCAGGGACAUCAUGAUUCGUCAGGGGACAGCGCAGGAGAAACAAGGAGAUCUGAGUGAUUUGAAGGAGAAGACAACUGCAGAACUGAUUGAUUUAUUAGCCAGGCAGGAGAAGCUACUAGCAAAUAGAAAUUUCCUGAUGCGAUUACAAGACAAGGGGGAAAAAGUGGAAAACCUUGCUGAGAAAUUGAGAUUACUGAUAAAGGAGCGUGAGGAGGUGGACAAAGCUGCAAGACUCUUUGAAAAAAUGGACAUUGGUCAAGAGGAUUCAACCAUAACUCAUGUGACAGAGAGGACGGUAAUCGACCAAUCUAAAACCAGUGUAACAGGGAAUGUUAAGAAAAGUAAUGUCUCUGAUGCAAGCGUCGUAAAGCGAGAAAAUAGAGACAAAUUCAAACCGAACAAGGACUUGAAGUCGACUGCAAUACCCGAUAGUUUGCCACGACCUUCUAUAGAGCCUUCUCCAUUGAGAGGUCAGGGAUCACAUGAAAGGUCGUCAAUGGAUGAGAGGGAUGCUGACCUGUCAUCAGCGAAGAUCCCACCACUGAAGAACCAAGAAGCCCAGGUUGUAGAAUUCAGCGAGUCUGCCAAAUUACUUGAGGAACAAAAGAAACAUGCAGAGGCUUUAGUUGCCAAGCAAGCGGCUGAGAGAUUGACAGAAAGGCUCCAUAUCCAGAUGGGUGAUUUCAUCCCUGAAGUUCAACAUGGAAGUUACCGAGGCGGGGAAAUCGAUAGUGAUGAUGAGGAAUCAGAAGAAGGAUCAGAUGAGGAAGGAUCGGGUGAUGGAGGGGAGGGUGAUGGUGAUUGAGGGUGCUUUGUUCUUAACAAGAGGCAUCAAUUUCAGUCUGUGAUACUCUAUCGGGCAGUGGAAGUAAUUGAA
Messenger RNA from Lytechinus variegatus (green sea urchin), 988 nucleotides. RefSeq names its product DNA-directed RNA polymerase II subunit GRINL1A-like. Gene Ontology annotation, biological process: transcription elongation by RNA polymerase II. Gene Ontology annotation, cellular component: nucleus. Gene Ontology annotation, molecular function: transcription elongation factor activity. The record is from RefSeq and is a predicted model, not a curated record. NCBI's taxonomy places the organism in Eukaryota, Metazoa, Echinodermata, Echinoidea, Temnopleuroida, Toxopneustidae. The coding region runs from base 122 to 916 and encodes 264 amino acids. The transcript has 5 exons.